UUUUCAAAAACUCAAUAACCCACGAACUGUGCUAAGAUUAAAGAAUUACAGCGAUCAUUAUUAGAUUAGAUUAGAUAUUUAAUUCUACUUCAGAAUCCAACUCUAGUCUGAAUUGCUAAACCGCUUUCGACUUGCGUGGAUCAAAACACGAUCAAGAUUCGGUAAUUUCUGCUUUGUUUUUGAUCGUAUUCCGCAAUUUGUGUUUAUUUUUAUAUAAAUGCGUAAAUUUAGAAAUAGUGUCCACUUUUUGCUAUUCCUCCUCAAAAAGCUCUCUUUGUAUCUCGAGUGUAAUUAACUAAACAAUAACUCUCUUGGAGAUUUGGAAUCUUUCGUGAUAAUCUUCGGAAAUCACUUCAACCGUCUGAUUUAUAGGUUUGUCGUCCUUAUCAAGUUCACCCUUUUGCCAGCCAGACACGAUCCACUUCAUGCUGUACUCGUACUCGCCAUAUAUUCUCACCUGAUUGUACGAAAAUGUAUCUGGUGAUGUAUUACUCACAAUCUUCAUAGACUUUCCGUUUCUGCGCUCACUAACUGUUAAUUGCUGAUCCGCCAGCGACGCUUGCGGCCGCAGAAGUGAUUUCCUCCGCUUUUUGCAGAAGAAUUCGACAGCAAUAAUGGCAUCGUUCACAGCGUGGGAUUACGUGGUGUUCGUGCUGAUGCUCCUGAUCUCAGCCGGUAUUGGCGUCUACUACAGAUUCACUGGCGGAAAGCAAAAGACAACCAAUGAAUAUCUCUUGGCCGACAGGAACAUGAGCAUCUGGCCAGUGUCAUUCAGUCUCAUGGCGAGCUUCAUGAGCGCCAUCACAAUUCUGGGCGUGUCGAUGGAAAAUUAUCAGUUCGGCACAUCCUUCGCCAUCAUCAAUCUCGCCUACGGCCUGGCCACGCCGAUCGCAUCGCAUCUCUACCUGCCCGUCUUCUACAAACUGCAGGCCGCCAGCGCUUAUGAGUACCUCGAGAGACGCUUCGGCAGAGCCACGAGACUCUGCGCCAGCAUUGCCUACUCACUGCAGAUGAUCCUGUACAUGGGAAUCGUCCUCUACGCUCCCGCCCUGGCUCUGGAGGCUGUCACUGGAAUGCCCAAAGUCGCCGCAAUCCUGGCCAUCGGAUUCGUCUGCACCUUCUACUCCACCAUCGGCGGCAUGAAGGCUGUUCUCAUCACCGACGUCUUUCAGUCACUCCUCAUGUUCGCCGCGGUUUACUGCAUCAUUAUCGUGGCAGUUGGUCUUGCAGGCGGUUUCGGGGAGAUUUGGCGCAUUGCUGAUGAAGGGGGACGAAUUGAAUUUCUCAACAUUGAUCCCGAUCCCACUGUUCGCCACACUCUGUGGUCUUUGAUCAUCGGCGGCGCCUUCACUUAUCUCUCACUCUACGCCGUGAAUCAGACCCAAGUGCAGCGCCUGCUGACUGUGCGGAGUCUCAGAGCCUCUCAGACAGCCCUGUGGCUCAACUGGCCCAUCCUUUCUCUGCUCAGCUUCAGCACGUGCUUCUGCGGCCUCGCCAUCUACUACUACUACGCCCACUGCGAUCCUCUGCUGCAGGGCAGAAUCUCGUCCCGCGACCAGCUCAUGCCGAUCUUCGUGGUGGACACAAUGCACGAUUAUUCCGGACUGCCCGGGCUCUUUGUCUCGGGCAUCUUCUCAGCGAGUCUAUCCACAGUCUCGGCGGCCCUCAAUUCCCUGGCCGCCGUGACACUCGAGGAUUACAUCAAACCGCUGUAUUUGGCGCUGAAGAAGAAGCCUCUGGUGGAGUCACAAUCCACUCUGCCGUCCAAGCUGAUCUCCUGCACCUACGGAUUGAUCUGCGUGGGAGUGGCUUUCGCCACCCAAUCCCUGGGCGGAGUGCUGCAGGCCGCAUUGACCGUGUUUGGAGUGGUCGGAGGACCACUAUUCGGCCUCUUCACGCUCGGCAUGUUCAACACUGUGACAACUCAGAGAUCUGCCAUUCCUUCCCUUCUCACGGGCCUGGCAUUCGCCAUGUGGGUGGGAUUUGGCCAGCCAAAGCCUCCCGUUAAGAUGCUGGACUUCAGCGUGGAAGAGUGCUCAGACACUCGCUACAACUCUUCCUAUUCCGACGUCUCAGUACCUAUUUUCCCGCGCGAAGAGACAGCCAAUCCCACUUCUGACGAUUCCGAGUACUUCUGGCUCUACCGACUCUCCUAUCUCUGGUACAGCGUCCUGGGAUUCUUGGUCACUCUGUUCGUUGGCCUCGUACUGACUUAUCUCCUCAAGUGGCUGAAGCUCGAGGGUGAAUCACGAAUCUACGCAGAUGGCAACAAGGAAUGCAUCAACACUGAUCUCUUCUCCCCGCCGAUCGCGUGGCAGCUAAAGAAGCGCCACACGAAGUACAUCGAAAACGGAGGAGUGGUUGAUAUCUCUAGCAGCAAUAUAACAAGCGACAACGCGGAAAACACAAAGUUAUAGCGAUAAAAAUUACAACCGUAGGACAACGAUUGGGAAAAAAUUCAAAGGGAGUAGCUUAGCUCAAUAAAACACUGUUGUAAAAUGGGUUUUAAAAGACACCUAUGAAGGUUAAGAAG
This is a messenger RNA of Phlebotomus argentipes, 2533 nucleotides long. Its product is annotated as putative sodium-dependent multivitamin transporter. The record is from RefSeq and is a predicted model, not a curated record. Bases 615 to 2417 code for a protein of 600 amino acids. Gene Ontology annotation, cellular component: membrane. Gene Ontology annotation, biological process: transmembrane transport; sodium ion transport. The transcript is spliced from 5 exons. Gene Ontology annotation, molecular function: symporter activity. Lineage: Eukaryota; Metazoa; Arthropoda; Insecta; Diptera; Psychodidae.